This is a messenger RNA of Caenorhabditis bovis, 732 nucleotides long. Lineage: Eukaryota; Metazoa; Nematoda; Chromadorea; Rhabditida; Rhabditidae. The record is from the annotation of a GenBank genome assembly.
AUGGACAAAUAUGGCAUUGGAACGGAUGCGACUCACGCUGAGCACAUUGAAAAGAUCAAGACGCGCGAAUACAUUGGCGUGAAAAGCGAUGGCAAGGUGGUACCGUCUUUACUUGGCCUCUCAUUAGUUGAUGGCUAUGAUGAUAUGGGAUUCGCCAUGAGCAAGCCGGACCUUCGCGCGAAUCUUGAAAUCGGGCUUAAAGACAUUUGUGAGGGUAGAAGGUCAAAGCAAGACGUGCUGCGCGAACAAAUUGGCAAAUACAAGGCGAUUUUCAUAGAAGCCGAGAAGAACAUUGAUUUUCUGUCGCAGUCGCUUCAACGAUAUCUGGCGAAUCGCGAUAAUGUCGCCGGUGGGCCUCCGAGAGGCGGACUCGGUGGUCCGAGAGGCGGCGGACGAGGAGGCGGAAGGAAGAGCAAUCCGAGGCCAACUCCGCCGACGUCUGCGACCUCAUCGGGAGGCGAGAUGGUCACCUUGAGCGAAGAAUUUGGGGACAUAAUGGGAAAUCGGGGAACUCGAAGAAGUCGAGGUGGAACGACGAGAAAAAGUGCCGCAAGAAGAUCAACUGACGCUCCGCCAGCUGAAGAGCAAAUAAUGUGCAAUUGCGUUCCUCCGAGCGCCGCCGUCGUCAAAACCGUGCUGAAAGAGGGGCCGAAUAAGGGCAAAAAAUUCUGGUCGUGCUCGCUGCCGUUCACAUCCGCCGACAAGUGCAAUUUCUUCAAAUGGGUCUCAUGA